This is a messenger RNA of Lactuca saligna, 387 nucleotides long. The record is from the annotation of a GenBank genome assembly. Lineage: Eukaryota; Viridiplantae; Streptophyta; Magnoliopsida; Asterales; Asteraceae.
AUGAUAAAUGAGUUUGGAGUCAAAAUUCGUGGAGAAUACGAAAAGAUUUCAGCCGAUUGUUCAGGAACUCUUCUUGAUCGUUGGCUUUCAAGGCAGCGGUUAAAAAUGAUAAAUGAGUUUGGAGUCAAAAUUGGUGGAGAAGACGAAAAAAUUUCAGCCGAUUUUUCAGGAACUCCUCCUGAUUGUUGGCUUUCGAGGUUUUUAAUCAACAUGGGAGAGGAUGCACAUGCUAAAGUCUACAAGCCAUCUAUCGCUCUUGUAGCUUUAUUUUCCAACCAGGUUCGAUGGAGAAAUCAACAUCACUAUAGGCUCAUAAUUUUCACUUGCAAUUGUGGUAUAUGUAGCCCACCAACCAGGUUCCACGUUACCUCUGAUAUGAAAUUUUAA